GUCCAGUCUCCUCUCCUCUCUUCUCCUCUCCCGCCGCCGCCGCCGCCGCACCCGCCGAUCUCCAUCCUGCGAGCAGCGGCGGCGCUCCACCUUUCCCUCCCCAAAUUUCAAAACUCGAUUCGAAAUCUGCCACGCUUUAUUCCCGCCAUCUCAUUCUCACCUACCCAAUUGUCUCCUCCUCCUCAAAUUUAGGUUGAAAAAGAUAUUCCCGGCGCCUCCCCACAAUCAGCUAGCUCUACAAAUACCUCCCGCAUGAGCUCCAUUUGCGCCAUGAGAUCCCUCCUCGCCGCCUCCACCUUCCUCCGCUCCGGCGCUUCCCCUCUGCUGCGGCCCCUUUCCCGUCCUCUCCCUUCCCGCCUGAAUCUUUCCCGAUUCGGUCCGGUGAGGCCGGUCUCUGCGGCGGCGGCGGCGGCGGACAAGUCUCGAGGCGGAGGCGGCUCCGCGAUGGAGGCCCAGCCGUCGUAUCCCGGUGAGAUUCACGUCAUCGUGGGCCCCAUGUUCGCCGGGAAGACCACUGCCCUUCUCCGACGCGUGCAGGUCGAGGCCGGCACUGGCAGCAGGAACGUGGCACUCAUCAAGUCUGACAAGGACAAUAGGUAUGGAUUGGAUUCUGUCGUAACUCAUGAUGGCACAAAGAUGCCAUGCUGGGCUCUACCUGAGCUUUCAAGUUUCCAAGAUAAAUUAGGAACAGAGGCUUACGAUAAGGUUGAUGUCAUAGGUAUUGAUGAAGCACAGUUUUUUGACGAUCUUCAUGAUUUCUGCUGCAAAGCUGCUGACCGUGAUGGAAAAAUUGUUGUAGUCGCAGGGCUAGAUGGUGACUACAAAAGGAACAAAUUUGGGUCAGUUCUGGACAUUAUACCCUUGGCUGACUCGGUCACCAAGCUCACCGCACGCUGUGAGUUGUGCGGUCGCCGUGCAUUCUUCACGCUGAGGAAGACACGGGAAACUAAGACCGAGCUCAUUGGAGGAGCUGAUGUGUACAUGCCUGUAUGUAGGCAACACUACCUGGAUGGUCAGAUUGUCAUUGAGGCCACAAGGAUUGUGCUGGAUCUUGAAAAAUCCAAGGUUAUCCAUGCUUUCAAGUGAGUGAAUAGCUCAUUGUAUCCUUUUUACUUGCAAGGCUUACCAUGUGUAACACUAUCAUCAUCAACCAUGCAAUCCAUCUAGUUAUCGUAGAAGAUGAUGGAAAGACCACAAUAUUCAGAGACUCUCCAUUAAACGAUUGUAAAUAUGUAUCAGUCCAGAUUCUGUUGGGAAUGAAUUUUAUCUUGGUUUGUGGAUGGAGGAAUUA
Molecule: messenger RNA, 1291 nt
Organism: Oryza sativa Japonica Group (Japanese rice)
Lineage: Eukaryota; Viridiplantae; Streptophyta; Magnoliopsida; Poales; Poaceae
Source: RefSeq, a predicted model, not a curated record